UUAGUACAAAAGUCAAGCAGAAGUAAGGCCAAAUCUAGAAAGGUCUGUUCUUUAACCCAGCUCUGGGUCUCCUGAAGAAUGGACUUCAUGAAGAAAGUGGCCGCUUUAGUCUUGUUAUGCUGCUUCAAUUGGAUUUGCUUGGUUUUAUCGGAAAAGGUGUCUGGGAAUCAAGUCAUCAACAUUGCCCAUAGACCAUCUACCUGGGCACCAUUAAUGCACCUAAGCGCAAAUCUCUCUGACAUUACAAGUAUCACCUCCCACUUUGAGUUCCGUACCUAUGAUCCAGAGGGCAUCAUAUUCUACGGCGACACCAAGGAUGGUCAGGACUGGUUUGUGCUCUCACUACGUGAUGGGAUACCUGAAGUUCAAAUAGGAAAAGCAAACAUUUUGAUUAGUGUGAUGGGAGGACCCAAAAUAAAUGAUGGGGCUUGGCACAAACUGGAACUGCGCAGCGAGGGUAAGUAUGUGAUUGUGGAAGUGAACAAUAAGGUGGAGCUGGUAGUUGGGAUGCAUUCGGAUCAGACAGAGGAUGUGCUUUUGGGAGUAAUAAGACUGGCUCUUGGAGGGAUGCUGGUGGAUCAGAACAGGCUACUGCAUCCGUUUAAACCAGAGAUGGAUGCAUGUAUAAGGGAAGGACAUUGGCUGAACCUAAGCACUCUGUGGGAAACAAACUGGGAACUCUCUCCGUGUAUUUCUGAGAUCAAGAAAGGAAUAUACUUUCCUGGGACUGGACUAGCUCUCUUUAAUACAUCUGAUCUUCCUGGAAUGGAAACAGAAGAAAAAGGAGUCACGAUUGAAGUAAAUGGAUCAUGGCAUGGAACAUUACUCAGUCUCAAAAGCCAUGGAUUUAAAUACAUGCUGCCUGGGACUGAAGGUUUAGAAGCAAACAAGGACCUAACCAUGGAGCUCAAAAAAGGAUCUGGCUCAAGCAACACAGCUCUGCCUUUAAAACCCACCAAGCUGACGUUCACCAUACUGAAACACUCAUUAAUGAUAAAUAACAAACCGGUGUUAGAAAAUGAAAAUAUGGACUUCUUCUCUAUGUGGAAAGAGGGGAUGAUUUUAGCAUUUGGUGGUGCACCAGAGGAGAACCAGGAAUCAAAGAGUUUGCAUCACCUCCAUGGCUGUUUGGAAGAGAUUCUUAUUCAAGGAAAAGAGAUUAAUCUUGAUCUGGCUUUUCUCAAGCACAGAUCUAUUUCAUCCCAUAGCUGUCCUGCAAAACCAAUGAAUGAACUGAACUGAAGCUAGUGCAUAAUCCACAGCAUAGCUAGAUCACUUUUAGCUUUAUGGUUCAUCCAGCCAUUAUUAAAAUUAUAACUAACCACAUGCAGGUGUGUAUUGUGUUCAUACUUAAAUAUAUAGCCUAUGUAUACAGUAUACAGUAAUGCAAAUAUUAUACUUAAAAUGAACAAUUUACAUUUAAUCAAGUCUGUCAUUUGAUCUAUUACAGCAAUUAAAAUAACAGAAACUAU
Messenger RNA from Trichomycterus rosablanca, 1472 nucleotides. It is a transcript of the gene shbg, whose product is annotated as sex hormone-binding globulin. The transcript is spliced from 9 exons. NCBI's taxonomy places the organism in Eukaryota, Metazoa, Chordata, Actinopteri, Siluriformes, Trichomycteridae. The coding region runs from base 79 to 1242 and encodes 387 amino acids. Gene Ontology annotation, molecular function: steroid binding. The record is from RefSeq and is a predicted model, not a curated record.